This is a messenger RNA of Ilyonectria robusta, 1011 nucleotides long. Its product is annotated as ubiquitin-related domain-containing protein. The transcript is spliced from 4 exons. The record is from RefSeq and is a predicted model, not a curated record. Gene Ontology annotation, biological process: modification-dependent protein catabolic process; protein ubiquitination. The coding region runs from base 112 to 891 and encodes 259 amino acids. NCBI's taxonomy places the organism in Eukaryota, Fungi, Ascomycota, Sordariomycetes, Hypocreales, Nectriaceae. Gene Ontology annotation, molecular function: protein tag activity; ubiquitin protein ligase binding. Gene Ontology annotation, cellular component: nucleus; cytoplasm.
CUGGUAGACAAUCAGCUGUGUGAUAGUAACGACACUAGCUAUCUAAGGCGAGAUUUAAGUGGCAACUAGAUACGCUUGAAUGGAAUCUCUUGACACUGGGCUCACUCGGUCAUGGAUCUUCCACACUCUCAGUUCCCCGUGUUCAACGAAACCUGGGGCACCUUUGAGCUGAAGAUGAGAGAGGAAACCCACGUUACGGAUAUUAAGCAUCAAAUCUUUGAACUCUUGCAAAUCCCCCCCAACUCGCAGAUUCUCAUUGCUGGCCGUAUGAUACUUACCGACCACAUGGGAUGGAAAGAUAUCCACAAAACGAAAUGUUCUCAUCUUGUCUUGGUCAUUCGAAAACGGAAGACAGAGGAGGAAGUGACGGCGUCCGCGCCACUCUUCAUCCAUUUUGAAUUCGAGGUGGAAAACGUUCUUUUCACGUGUUGUCAGUACCCAAAAGACCUCGUUUAUCAUAUCAAGAAGAAGGUUGGCGACAAAUUCCAGAUACCUGUUAAGGACCAGAUUAUCUCCUAUGGGGAUGUUGCUGAUCUACACAAUGGGCGACGGCUAUCCUACUAUUUCACCGACUCUGUGCGGUCAGAACGGCCCUUCACCUUAUCUUUCUCGACUAUUGGAUCAACUUCCAAGUAUGUUCAAGGAUCGAACGGUGUUCGAUUAUUUGUCAAAACUCUCACGGGUGGAACGCUUGUAAUGGAUGAAAUCUCCCUUGCUACUGAGAUUCUAUCCUUCAAGAUUCUAGUUUGGGAAAAGAAUGGAACACCAGCAGAGAGUCAGAGAUUGAUAUUUGCUGGUAAAGAACUCGAGAAUACUCGCAUACUCUCUGAUUAUGGCAUUCAGGCGCAGUCUACUAUCCACAUGGUUUUUCGGCUCAAGGGUGGUAGCUAGUAUGACAAACUUUCUAUUUCUCAUAGUCGGUUUGAUCUCUGUCUCGUUGACUCUACCACUCAGUCCCAUAGAUUCGUGCAUAAUUUUGUAGAAAGAAUUCAACUGAGAUCCUCCUACGGG